AUGGGAUUAGGAUAAGUACGUAUCUUUCGCUCCACCUAUCUGUUGUAUAUCUCGUAGACUACCUUUGUACAAAUGUUAAUCUGGAACAGGAAUAAAUACAUUCCCUAAAAAUCUAACAGUUCUUCUACAUUAUUUUUGUUAAACCCUAACUUAAGCUCGAAGCCACCACUAGUGUUCUGUUUUUUUUCCUAGUAAGAUGUUUACCAAUUGCUCUUCCUCCACGACCUCGCUCCAACUUAGAGUGGGCCCAACGCUCCUCAACCAUAGGAGCGGUAUCAUCAAUUUGAACCGCCACAACAGUGUUUUCUUCCCCGGCCGGUCCGUCCGUCAACUCAGCUUACGGACCACUGCAUCCCGCAGUGGCCACAUUCUCUCCAUUCGCUCCUCUGCUGAUCACGCCGCGAUGGUAUUUGAUGAAAUGGCUGUGGCAUUAAAUAUUAUGGAUGAGAUCAGAGUCGAAACUUCAAGAAUGGAGAAAUCAAUCAGUGCGGUUCCUGGUUUAGCAGUAAUCCUUUUUGGGGACAGUAAGAGUUCCAAAGCCUAUGAGGUACCUGGUUUAAUGGUUGGAAUCAAGACAUUAGUUGUUCGUCUAGCUGAAGAUUCAUCAGAAGAGGAGGUGUUGAAAUAUGUCUCAAACUUCAACGAUGAUCCUUGUGUCCAUGGAAUCCUUGUUCAGUCGCCUCUACCAUCACAUAUGGAUGAUAAGAACAUAUUGAAUGCGCUAGUUCUCAAGUACUUAAUAGCUCUUGCACUUUCAGAGAACCGUUUUGCGUUCCGCGUAUUCCAAAAGGAUGCAUCGAGCUGUUACGCUGGUACAACUUUGAGAUCAAAGGAAAGAGAGCAGUUGUUCUCGGAAGGAGUAACACUUUUGAGAGAAGAUGCAACUGUUACCAUUAUCCAUUCAAAAACCAAGAACCCUGAGGAAAUUACAAGACAAGCUGAUAUCAUAAUCUCGGCUGUUGGGCAACCAAACAUGGUUAGAGGAAGCUGGAUAAAACCGGGUGCAGUCGUCAUCAAUGUUGGGACUAGUGUUGUUAAGGAUCCAAGCGCUCCGUAUGGCUUUAGAAUGGUCGGAGACAUUUGCUAUGAGGAGGUUUGCAAAGUUGCAUCAGCCAUCACACCUGAUGCGUGUGGCCCUUCGUUAUUAAUGGCCAAAGCCAUGCUUCUAUCCAACACUUUAACAUCAGCCAAGAGAAUUCACAACUUCAUUAAAACAAUGGCGUCGAUGAUUUUUACCGAUUGCUCCUCCUCCACAACGUCGCGUCUCAUCCAUUUGAAUCGCCGCAAUGGUGCUUUCCUCCCCCACCCGUGCGUCGGCCAACUAAGCUUACGGAACACUACGUCUGGCCGUGGCUGCACUCUCUCCAUUCGCUCCUCUUCUUCUCCAUCCGCGAUUGUAAUUAAUGGAAAGGCUGAGGCCAAAAAGAUUAGAGAUGAUAUCAAAAUCGAAGUUUCAAGCAUGAAGGAAUCAAUCGGUGUGGUUCCUGGUUUGGCAGUAAUCCUUGUUGGAAAGAACGAGGAAUCCGCAACUUACGUGAGGAACAAGAAGAAAGCUUGUGAAUCAGUCGGAAUUAAAUCAUUCGAAGUUGGUCUAGCUGAAGAUUCAUCAGAAGAAGAGGUGUUGAAAUAUGUCUCAGGAUUCAACGAUGAUCCUUCUGUCCAUGGAAUUCUUGUUCAGUUGCCUCUGCCAUCGCAUAUGGAUGAACAGAAAAUAUUGAGUGCGGUUAGUAUAGAGAAAGACGUUGAUGGAUUUCACCCGCUAAAUAUUGGACGGCUUGCCAUGCGUGGAAGAGAACCCUUAUUCGUUCCGUGUACUCCAAAAGGAUGCAUCGAGCUAUUGCACAGAUACAACAUUGAAAUCAAAGGAAAAAAAGCGGUAGUUAUUGGAAGGAGUAACAUUGUUGGUAUGCCAGCUGCUCUGUUACUGCAGAGGGAGGAUGCAACAGUUAGCAUUAUCCAUUCAAGAACAAAGAAUCCUGAAGAAAUCACAAGACAAGCUGAUAUCCUAAUCUCAGCUGUUGGGAAACCAAACAUGGUUAGAGGAAGCUGGAUAAAACCGGGAGCAGUAAUCAUUGAUGUUGGGAUUAAACAAGUUGAGGAUCGAUUGGUUGGAGACAUUUGCUAUGCGGAGGCUUGCAAAGUUGCAUCAGCCAUCACACCUGUUCCUGGUGGUGUAGGACCAAUGACCAUAGCCAUGCUUCUGUUCAAUACUUUAACAUCAGCUAAGAGAAUUCACUAUUUCCAGAGUUCUAGUGACUUAAAAGAUGAUUGCUAGCCUUUUUGAAAUAAACAAAUCUUACUUUG
Molecule: messenger RNA, 2304 nt
Organism: Arabidopsis arenosa
Lineage: Eukaryota; Viridiplantae; Streptophyta; Magnoliopsida; Brassicales; Brassicaceae
Source: the annotation of a GenBank genome assembly